Pungitius pungitius (ninespine stickleback) is the source of this 4061-nucleotide messenger RNA. RefSeq names its product protein phosphatase 1 regulatory subunit 12A. The transcript is spliced from 25 exons. Gene Ontology annotation, molecular function: enzyme inhibitor activity; phosphatase regulator activity; protein kinase binding. Gene Ontology annotation, cellular component: cytoplasm. The coding region runs from base 79 to 2811 and encodes 910 amino acids. The record is from RefSeq and is a predicted model, not a curated record. NCBI's taxonomy places the organism in Eukaryota, Metazoa, Chordata, Actinopteri, Perciformes, Gasterosteidae. Gene Ontology annotation, biological process: signal transduction.
GCAGGCUCAACGCAAACCGAACACUCCGCUUCUCCUCGCACCGUGAGCUGAAUCCGUCCCCGGGACAGACAGGGGAAGAUGGCGGCCACUGACCAAUCCCGGUCCGAAGCUGCCAAACAGCGACGACAGGAUCAGCUGCAGCGAUGGCUGGGCUGGGAAACGGACCAGACGGGACCGGAGACCCGGGGAACUGCGAGCGGUUCCGGGACGCGGCGGGCGAAAGUCCGGUUCGCCCAAGGAGCCGUGUUCAUGGCCGCCUGCUCCGCCGGAGACCGGGAGGAGGUGGCGGCGCUGCUCCGCCAGGGAGCCGACAUCAACCACGCCAACAUAGACGGGCUGACAGCGCUCCAUCAGGCCUGCAUUGAUGAAAACGCUGAGAUGGUGCAGUUUCUGGUGGAGAGCGGCAGUGACGUCAACAGAGGGGACAACGAGGGCUGGACUCCUCUGCACGCUGCGGCUUCCUGCGGCUUCAUCCAGAUCACUAAGUACCUGAUAGAGCACGGCGCUCAUGUCGGAGCGGUGAACAGUGAAGGAGAGCUUCCUCUGGACGUGGCCACAGAAGACACCAUGGAGAGACUUCUCAAAGGCGAAAUCAAGAAACAAGCAAUCGAUGUGGACAUGGCCCGGAAGGAGGAGGAGAGGGUCAUGCUGCAGGACGCCACGGCGGUGCUGGCGGGCGGAGGCACCCUCACACCUCACCCGAACACCAAAGCGACCGCUCUGCACGUCGCUGCUGCCAAAGGUUACAUCGAAGUCCUGAAGGUGCUGUUACAGUGCGGGGUGGACGUGGACAGCGGGGACAUCGACGGGUGGACGCCGCUGCACGCGGCAGCUCACUGGGGGCAGGAGGAGGUGUGCUCCCUGCUGGCCGACCACAUGUGCGACAUGACGGCCGUCAACAACGUGGGCCAAACACCUCUAGAUGUUGCGGACGAGAAACUCGCGGACGCCCUGGAGGAGCUGCAGAAGAAGCAGAAGGCGUUACGUAGCGAGAAAGAGAAACAGACUCCUGUUAUUGAGAUUGGACCGCAGAUCUCCAUGGUACCGGUUCGUACACGCAGGACUUCUAUCUCUCGUAUGAGCAGCAAAGAGAAGAUCUGCCUCCACGAGCGGGAGAAGCACCCACCUCCUGCCCUGCAGGGCAGCCCGGCCGAGGACGAGGAGGAGGAAGGGCCGACGGGACAGAGCCAGCCUCAGAGCCAGGGGAAGGCCUCCAGCAGCUCCAGCUCGGAGGAGGAGAGCGAGUCGGAGAGCGACGCGGAGUCGGAAAAAGCAAAAAACCGAGAGCUUAUUAAUAACUUGAACAACAAACGCAACACCACCAGCCUGCUCCCUACCUCCGUGCCAACGAGCACCGCAGCCGGCCCAGAGAAAAAGCAGGAGCCGGGCAAGCCCCCGGCCCCCGAGGCCCCGGGCUCCUGGAGGACCUCUCUGAGGAAGGCGGGCAGCUCGACGACUCUGGGCUCAGCCGGACUGUCCGAAUCCAGCCAGGACCCCAGCAGGCCUCCAGACACUCUGCUGGGCAUGAGCCGCUCCGCCUCCAGUCCCCGCCUGAGCUCCGAGGCCGACGCCAAGGAGCCGCGGCUCGCCCGGGUCCCGCCCAUCCCGACACGGAGACUCCUCAGCAUCCCGGACAGCAGCUCUGACAACUCCAACAGUUGGCUAAGUCGUAGCUCCUCUUACACCCGGCGCCUUCAUAGUCAAUCAGUGAAUGAUUUCACUAGUUCCACCCCCUCUUUGCUUCACAGCUCAUCUUAUGGAAAAAGACUGGACGACCCCACCGUGACCUCAGCAAGCACAGGACCCAGCUCCGCUGGACUCAGCCGCCUUAAUAGUGUCUCGUCCCAGAGACUUUCUCAGGAACAGACAGAAAAGAAGGAUCGGCCUGCUGUCACCACCACCUCCAACUCUCAGAGCUCAGGAGAACAGGAGGCCAAGCAGAGGCGCAAAUCGUAUCUGACGCCAGUGCGGGACGAGGAAGCCGAGGCACAGAGGAAGGCUCGCUCUAGACAUGCACGGCAGUCCCGCCGCUCCACUCAGGGGGUGACGCUAACGGAUCUGCAGGAGGCAGAGAAGACGAUGAAGACGGACAGCAAAGUGAGAGAAAAGAAGGAGGAGGAGGAGGAGAAGGAAAAAGAGAAGGAGGCGAAAGCGAGGAAGGGAGAGGAGGGGGAAGUCAGCUGGAGGUCUCGCAUCGCCAGUCUGCAGAAGUCCGACCUGCUGGGUCUCACGCAGCCCGCUGGCACGCCCCGCCCUCAGACCCAGGACAGGAGAGUCGUUGAGGCCAGCACAGGGGAGAGCGAGACCGAGCGAUGGGCCAGGGAACGCAGGGAGAGGAGACAAGCUCGGGCCAGAAGGAAGGCACAGAGGACCGGGGAGAGUGAUGACAAUUAUCCCAGUGGAGAGGAAGAGGUCUCAAGCAGUGGGCUGGAUCCACAGACGAACCAACACUUGAGUUCCAGGUCCUUAAACGACUGCACCCAGGGAGCAGUCUCCGACGGCAAGGAUUUUAAGAAGUUGUUCGAGGACGUCUCCAGAGAAAAUAGUCAGCUCCAGUCUCAACUGCAGGACACCCAGAGGAUUAUCAGUCAGACCAGGUUGGAUCUGGAAAAGGCCACACAGAGGCAGGAGCGCUUCACUGACUGUUCAGCCCUGCUGGACCUGGAGAGAAAGGACCGCAGGAUGUUGGAGCGUCGGAUGGCCGAGCUGGACGAAGAGCUGAAGGUUCUGGUUGAUUUGAGAGCCGACAACCAGCGUCUAAAAGAUGAAAAUGGAGCACUGAUCCGUGUCAUCAGCAAACUCUCCAAAUAGGCGGAGAGAGAGCGAGAGAGAGAGAGCGAGAGAGAGAGACACACAGACCAGGGAACCCCCUCCCCCUCCCGCCAUCCAUCCCUCCCUCUCUCCCUGCUUCCACACAUUCCUCCAAGUGCCAAAGAGUGAGAGAAAGAGGGAGGGGGGGCGAGAGAAGUGGCAGAAUGUCCUAUGUACAUGAACACCACAGCUUGACUUGGAUUGUGAUGCCUCUAUGAGAACAGCUGGAGUGGAUUUGUGUGCCAUUUGUUAAAAGAAGACCUGCAGCACGGAGGCCUGUGACCGGUCAGAGGCUCCCACAGUAGCAGCAACAGCCCGAAUGCCCACAGCUGGUGCCCCACACAAACCCAUCUACUACGACUGUGCAUCAGGGGAACACUAACGUGCACACACAUUCCUAUGCGUGCAUCACAUACUUCCUCCAUGCACAUUAAAUGAGCGCACAAGGCAGCUUUGGCCUUAAAGCUCCCACUUUGUGUUUUUUUUUUUUGUGAACACAGUCACGUCACAAAUUCACGAAUUUACCCUUAUCACAGUUUAAAUCUUAACGUGUUGUCAAGCAGUAAAGGUGUUGAUGAAAUUCAAGUUUUGUCUUUUCUUUUCCUUGUUUUUUUUAAUGGCUGUAUAAAAGAUGUCUGGCUCUGUCUUUACAUUCAGCAUCGUCCUGCCGACAGAGGGGAGCCCACUGAACUCUGUCGGCUUGUUUGGCCUCCCCAUCCGAGUGUUUGAACCCACCUACCUCUCCACCUAUGCACUUCCCCACAUACAUUUUUGUUUUUGUGACCACAGACACACUUGAUGUUCUUAAAAAAAAAAAUGACGGCAGAACCAGGUCGGUCGACCACAGCACUUUACUCCUUUGCAAAGCAAUAGAAGAUGUGCGACGCUUUGCCUGUCCGCCACACAGACAAACUUACUUCAGAGCAGCGACCUCUCACUACUCGGAGCGUUAACCAUAGCUGAAGGUCAAAGGUCAUUGCACACUUAUACCAAUUGCUGUUGUGUCAAAGCCUUAUGCUAUGGAUUGUUUCAAAUAUUACCAUUGAUAAAUAUAUUAUUUUCAUAGUUUGUCAUUGUGAAUUCCUCUCUUACAAUGGAUCAUGGUGAUGUAUAUUAUAUGUGUAUAAAUAUUAGUCUUGAAUAAUCCGCCCCUCUGAAGUAAAAUACCAUGUAGCUUUUCUUCACAUGUUGGUUUUUCUAAUAUAUUGAAUGGAUGUCUGCACCCUAAUAAAAACAAGUGUUUGUAGAGA